UAAUAACAAGCUUAAUAACUAGCUUAUCGCAAAUUAUUCCAUACGAUUUUGUCUUGUGAAUACUUUUAAACUACAGGAUUUACAAUUUGGAUUAGUGACAUUGACCUCAUAGAAUUUAUAUAGCAACGGAUUUAUUAUACAAUUCGACAAGGAAAGAAUAUAUAUCAAGUACUACAACGUAUUUAUUAACACCAUUCGUUCAUUUGGAUUAUAAAUAACAGAAAAAAGGGAAAUCAGUCAAUUUGAUGGAUUUCAACAUAUAUUAUUGUCAAUAUGCUUAAUAGAACAAAAUUGCUUGUGUUACUUUCGCUCUUAAAUACAUUUGUCUUUCUAUACGUGGGCCAAAACUAUUUAAUCAGGUUCAAGAUGCAACCAAAGGCGGGUAUACUCGAACUUAGACCAAAUACAAUAGCCACUGUACCUGAAUUAAGGCUGGAUAGUGCAACGACCAAUUCUCCUACACUUUACAAGAAAACAACAACCAGUAUGAUCAGUACGCAUACGCUUUAUAAGAAUACAACUACCAGUGUACCCAAACUUAAACUAAAUACAACUACCAGUACUCAAAAACUUAAGCAGAAUGCUACAGUCAGUAUUCCCAAACUUAAGCUGAAUACAAGGACCAGCACUCCAAAACUUUACGAAAAUAUAACAACCAGUAUACCCAAACUUAGGCUGAAUACAACUACAAAUACUCAAAAACUUAAGCAGAAUGCAACAGUCGGUAUACCCAAACUUAAGGUGAAUACAACGAUAAGUAUACUUAAACUUUACCAAAAUACAACAACCAGUAUACCCAAACUUAGGCUGAAUACAACUACAAAUACUCAAAAACUUAAGCAAAAUGCAACAGUCGGUAUACCCAAACUUAAGGCGAAUACAACGAUAAGUAUACUUAAACUUUACCAAAAUACAACAACCAGUAUACCCAAACUUAGGCUGAAUACAGUUACAAGUAUACCCAAACUUGAAUUGAAGCCAGUAACCAGUACACCCAAGCUGAAUACAACUCAGAUUUGUCCAGAAGUCACAAAAUACUUAGUUGGACUGCAGAAUGUGUCAAAGUUAUUAAGCUCAAUAUCCAUGGAAAAACAUAUUCCUUACGAUGUACAAAACGGCGGACUGAGUUUCCCACAUGUUUGCAAAGCCCGUCAGAAGGUGGCGAUAAUCGUACCUUACAGAAACCGCCCUGCACAACUGGAUAUAUUUCUGAGAUUCAUGCAUAAUUUUCUGAGGAGGCAGCUGUUAGAAUAUAGGAUCAUUAUAGUUGACCAAGUCGAUGACACACCAUUCAACAGGGGAAUGUUGUUGAAUAUAGGUGCUAUAGAGGCUGCGAAACUUUACAAGUUUGACUGUCUCAUUUUCCAUGAUGUUGACUUACUCCCGGAGAAUGACUACAAUAGUUACACGUGUGUCAACAAUGCGGCUCUCCAUCUUUCAGUGCUUGUUAAUAAACAUGGCUACAGAUUGCUGUAUGAUAAUAUAUUUGGUGGAGUGAUGGCCAUUCAACCUGAAAACUUUGUCAAGAUUAACGGCUUUUCAAACCUCUUUUUUGGUUGGGGUGGAGAGGAUGACGAUAUGUACAAAAGAAUCAAAGUCUCCAAAUUAAAGGCAGGCCAUGCUCAUCGAUGGAAUAGAGGAAUUCCACGAUAUACAAUGCUUGGUCAUUCUCGAUCUAAAAUACGUAAUAUGGCAAGGUGGAAGCUUUUAAAAAAUUCAAAAGUUCGGCACCAUUGUGAUGGUCUCAACUCACUCACGUACAGAUUAAACAAAGUUGAAUUAAAGCCACUCUAUACAAGCGUUUCUAUCAGUAUGGAUCUAGAUUUCCUGAACUCGACAUUGUUUACGAAAUGUAACAUGACAACUUUCUACGAGGAAAUCAAAUUUGUCGAGGAAAUAAAAAGACUACAACGAUUAGGAAACCCCUCUGGGAAUGACACACUAGACAAAAAUAUAUAAAAACAUCUGGAAAAAUAUAUAUUGCUGAAAGUGAAAAAUGUUCAAUAUAUCAACUAAAAUCUUGUAUUAGUAUCAUCACUAAAAUGUAUGCAACACUGGUAGGAUAGUUAAUUAAUAAAUAACUGUUCGCAUGGAUAGUUGUAAAACAUACGGGAUUCACUGUAUUGCAGGUAAUCCAAUAAGACACUUUUCUUAAACAAUUCACGCGUUCCUGCCAUCUAUACGAGAACGAGUCAUCCAUCCACUACCACUUCUAAAAUAUCACAUGAUUUUAUAAUGUGUAACAAUGUCAUAUUUUAUUUUUGAACACAAUUAGUUUGAGAAAUCGUGGUAUUUACUUUGCAGAGACCACUGUUGCAUUUAAAUGAUUUUAUUUUCAUGACAUUAACUAGAACCAUUAUCUGCUGUAAAUGGUCUUAAUGGCUUACUAAAUCGCCC
This is a messenger RNA of Owenia fusiformis, 2397 nucleotides long. The record is from the annotation of a GenBank genome assembly. Lineage: Eukaryota; Metazoa; Annelida; Polychaeta; Sabellida; Oweniidae.